Messenger RNA from Trichoderma harzianum CBS 226.95, 546 nucleotides. RefSeq lists its product as hypothetical. The record is from RefSeq and is a predicted model, not a curated record. Lineage: Eukaryota; Fungi; Ascomycota; Sordariomycetes; Hypocreales; Hypocreaceae. Bases 87 to 419 code for a protein of 110 amino acids. The transcript has a single exon.
AAAUCUGUGACGCUUGAACCCCUGUGGCUUGAUUUAGAGCAACUAGAGACGAUCGACGUACGUAGGCUUUUGAGAAAAAUCGAGCAAUGGAGCAAUGGAGCACCACACAAAGACGGAGACAAGCUGACGAAAGAAGAAAAGAAACAAGAGGCGGUGGUGUGUGGCAACGUGGUGGUGCCAGCUGGAGUGGGUGCAUUUGUGCAUCGGUGCCUUGCUUUUUUCGGCAUCCACGCCAGAAUCUCGUAUCCCAACUCCAGUCAACUCCGCUCUCCCGCUGGCUGACGUUGUUCUCUGGCUUUCCUUUUCAAGGCUGGCUUCUCCUUUUUUUUCUUUCUUUUUUCUUUCCCGCUCUUUUCUUCUUCUUAUACCAUCUCAUCCUUCGUUGUUUCUUGGUCUCUCUAUCCCCUCGUGGCUGCUGACCUCGUCCCUUCGCUUUUGACCUGUGAUAUAGCAACGAGUAAUAUCGUCAAGCUAUAUUCUUGCAAGGACAUUCGCUUGUUUCUGCCUCGGCUUCCAUUUCGUUCGCUUUUUUGGAACCGACGACAC